Molecule: messenger RNA, 291 nt
Organism: Aspergillus calidoustus
Lineage: Eukaryota; Fungi; Ascomycota; Eurotiomycetes; Eurotiales; Aspergillaceae
Source: the annotation of a GenBank genome assembly
AUGGUCAUUAAGUUGCAGUUCCUGUGGCUUGUUGCCAGGCCCACAACUGCGAAUAGAAUACACAAGACCAUCACCUACUCAAUCCAUUCUGUUAUCAUGGCCGAACUGAGUGACCUUCCCGCUGAGUUGCUGCGUCUCGUGGCGAGUCAUAUUGAUGAUCAUUUUCAAUCUCUUAAACAGUUGCGCCUGGCAAGCCACAGCCUAUCUGCCGCUGCCACUCCAAGUCUUUUCCAGCGCCAUUACGUAUCACCGAGUCGCGACCCUCGAGUGAUGGGGAAUCUCACGAUCUGA